UCGGCGGGACGGCGCGGCGCUGAAGAGCGCGGAGCUCCCGCCGGCGCGGUCGCCAUGCACAGGAAACACCUCCAAGAGAUCCCAUCGUCCAGCAGCAAUGUUUCCACCGGUUUCACCUGGGACUGGGAAUCCAGCAAGACCUCGGAGAUUCUCUCGGGUAUGGGAGUGUCUGUCCUUAAGAAGGACAAGCUGGGCAAUGAAAACACGCCACAGGACCUGCUGGUGUCGUCGCCCUGUCCUCCUCAGAAACGACAGAAGGUGAAGGAGAAGGAAAAGGAUUUUGUCAUUGUGCGCCGGCCUCGGUUGCUUCGAGAGACAGAGUCAGGUGUUUCUUGGGAUGCACUUCCAGAUGAAUUGCUUUUGGCAAUUUUUGCAUAUUUGCCCCUAAAUGACUUGCUAAAAGUUUCCCAGAUUUGCAAGAGAUGGCAUCGUCUUUCGUUUGAUGAAUCUCUCUGGCAGACUCUGGAUCUGACUGGUAGAAAUCUGCUGCCAGGAGUGAUUGGACAGUUGCUGCCUGCAGGUGUUACUGUAUUCCGCUGCCCAAGAUCUUGUAUUGGGAAUCCGUUGUUUAAAACAAGCAAGCCUCUCAGAGUUCAACAUAUGGAUCUGUCGAACUGUACAGUGUCUGUUGCAGACCUCCAGAGCAUUCUUUGUCUGUGUGAAAAGCUGCAGAACCUCAGCCUGGAGGGACUAGUGCUUUCUGACGACAUCAUCAAGAGCGUUGCUAAGAAUCCCAGUUUGAUGCGAUUAAAUCUGUGUGGGUGCUCAGGGUUUUCUGCAGAAGCCUUGGAGCUGAUGUUGAGCAGCUGUUCUCUGUUGGAGGAGCUGAACUUGUCCUGGUGUGACUUCACAGCCACCCAUGUCAAAGCUGCAGUCAAUCAUGUUACUUCAAAAGUAACCAAAUUAAAUUUAAGUGGAUACAGACAGAAUCUACAAAUAACAGAUGUUAAAACACUGGUGGAAAGAUGUCCUUUUCUCGUCCAUUUAGAUCUGAGUGACAGCGUGAUGUUGAAGCCUGAGUGCUUCCAGUAUUUUCAUCAACUUAUCUUUCUACAACAUCUGUGUCUUAGCCGCUGUUACCAGAUAUCACCUGCUGCCUUAGUAGAACUUGGUGAAAUUCCAACUUUAAAGACUCUUCAGGUAUUUGGAAUAGUGACUGAUAGCUCCCUACAGCUCCUCAAGGAAACGCUUCCUGACAUGAAGAUCAAUUGUUCACACUUUACAAGUAUCGCAAGGCCAACUGUUGGCAGUAAAAAGAACCACGAGAUUUGGGGCAUCAAAUGCAGACUGACGCUGAGAAAUCCUAGCGACUUAUGAUCAUGUACAAUGUACCGGAUGCGAUGGACACACUGCGUGUAGUGAAGCUCCUUAAGAAGCAGAGUGCUGGAGCACCUUUAAUCAUAGUACUGUUACUGUAAAAAGCAUUCUAACUUGGUCUUAUGCCUUAAUGUAGUUUCAGAAAUAUUUUUACAAUAUCUUUUUUUACUUCAAGUCUUUAGAAAUUGGAUGAUCUGUAAGCAUUUGUAGACUUUUUCUUCAAUUCUUUUUAAAAAAUAUUAUGAAACAAUUAUUGUAAUUAAACAAUGUCAGCCUGCAGCAACUGUUGCAGGUUCUGAUGCAGCUUUUGUUGCUCUGAGGUAUUCUAAAGGUGCUUUUGGUUAGCUCUUCCAGGAGCUCUUGAAGAGUUCAGCUCCUGAAAUGGCUUGUAGAGGUGCUAGAUAUCUUAAUAAGGCUUAUUAAGGAAUUGUAUUUGAAUUUGCAGAACUCGAAUAAUGGUAUUUAACCUAUUCAAAUCCUUAACUGAGCAAGAUGUAUAAUAAGAUGAGAAGCUACCCACUGUUUGUGAGAGGGACAGAGGACUCAGUCUGAAUUCACCAAACCUGAAAACAGUAAGAAGGAGAAGGAUGUCUACAGAAAAACAGCUGAGACAGCUCAAUACUGUACAAGUUAAGAAGCACUAUAAAGGAGCUACAGUGGAGUUUUUCUUUUGCAGGCCACAAAGUAACAUCUGUUUUAGUAUUCUUGAUUACUUGCAAAAUAUAGACUGAAAAGCCCAUUCAGGAUAAGCAUCUGUAAAAGUAGAUGCUGAUUAUCAUUUUUUUCAUGCUGUGGUGCUGUUUUCUGAUUAAGUAUUACAGAACUUUAAUGUAGCUUCUGUGAGCCUGAUCUCAGAUAAAAUUUCUUAAAGCUGUUCUCUUAAUUCCUUUAAAGAGUAAGAAAGAUCUUUCAACUGCAACUGAUAAAUUGGCAGAAGUCAUGCAGGAGGAGGUCUCAAAUGGUUCUAGAUCUCAGACCAAAACCUGGGACUGCAGCACAAGAAUGCUGAAAGGAAGAGAUGCUUUGGUGCUAUUAAGAAACAUCAAUUUCUCUUUUAUAAUAGCUUAUAUUUGUAAUAUUUCACUUCUUGUAUCUGUAACACUAACCACUACUCUCUACUGUUAAUUUUUUUUAAAGUCCUAUGAAAAGCUGAGUAACUGUCCAAAAAAAACCCACCCAGACAACCCAACAAACCUCCAGGAUAGGGACAGAUAAUGACUUUAAAAAAAAAAAAUGUAGAUCUGGGUUUAUCAUCAGGGUCCUUGUGCAUAAGCCUGGAAUGUUCCAAAAGGUGUGUUAGUUGAGAAGUCCUAAGGUCAAACUUGGACCCUGUGUGGUGCAUGAACAUGCUGCUGCUGUUCCUGUGACUGCAGUAAGCAAGCCAGUGGUGAAUUUAUUCAUGGAUAUGGUUUAAGAUUAGCCUACAGCAAUACUGCAGGGCUGUUGCAUAGUGUUUCCCAUCUCAAUCUGAAGAAAAGUGUUCAGAAAUAUAUACCUGGUAGUAGAGAAUAGAUUAAUUACUGUGGAAAGAUUGUAUGAGUACUAGAAUUUGAUACCUGACCUUCUAUAGUAUAGCAAAUACAGCAUUGUCUUGUUAAUCUGUUCUAAGCGACUUGAGUCACUAAAGGGCUUGUGCCCCUUACAAGGGGGCAACAUACCAUCUCAUGUUGGAUGGAAGGUUGGAGGAUACUGGAUAUUCUGCUGCUUCACAGCUUGCAGCCUUAGGUUUAUGCCUUAAAUUACUUCAAGAAAGAAAGUAAAUCUUUGCAGCACAGCACUAGUGUAAAUUCUUCUCCCUGUGCACAAUGUAACCCCAUACAAUUUCUCUUGCAUUUAAUAA
Messenger RNA from Chroicocephalus ridibundus (black-headed gull), 3157 nucleotides. RefSeq names its product S-phase kinase associated protein 2 (gene SKP2). The transcript has 10 exons. NCBI's taxonomy places the organism in Eukaryota, Metazoa, Chordata, Aves, Charadriiformes, Laridae. The record is from RefSeq and is a predicted model, not a curated record. Gene Ontology annotation, molecular function: protein binding. Gene Ontology annotation, biological process: SCF-dependent proteasomal ubiquitin-dependent protein catabolic process; G2/M transition of mitotic cell cycle; regulation of cell cycle. The coding region runs from base 55 to 1317 and encodes 420 amino acids. Gene Ontology annotation, cellular component: nucleus; SCF ubiquitin ligase complex; cytosol.